Molecule: messenger RNA, 579 nt
Organism: Penicillium verhagenii
Lineage: Eukaryota; Fungi; Ascomycota; Eurotiomycetes; Eurotiales; Aspergillaceae
Product: EF-hand superfamily Ca2+-modulated protein
Exons: 3
Coding region: 1-579 (192 amino acids)
Source: RefSeq, a predicted model, not a curated record
AUGCCUCCUCAGAGGCGUGGAGCUGCCGCCAGCUCCUCCUCGGCAGGUCCCAAGCGUGCGCGCCCCUCCAAGCUCGCCAAAGAGAACAAUAUCAGCGCAGAAGAAGAGAAUGAAAUCAAAGAGGUCUUCCAUAUUUUCGCCGAUAAGCACAAGGAUUUCCCCGCAGAGAAAGAGGGCGUCGUUCCACGAGAAGACGUGCGAAAAGCACUCGUCGCCCUAGGCCUUCCUCCAGAAGACUCUACUGAACUCUCCGAGAUCCUCUCCGCCCUCGACCCAACUAGUACAGGCUACAUCCCAUACGGCCCUUUCGUUUCCGUUGCUGCCGCGAAACUGCGCUCGCGUGAUGACGAUGCCAUGGUCGAAGAAGUAGAUCAUGCAUAUCAGCUUUUCACACGCGGAACAGACGGGCCGAUAACAAUGAACCACUUGCGGCGCAUUGCGCGCGAGCUGAAAGAGGAUUCGGUGGAUGAUGAUUUGCUUCGGGAUAUGAUUGCUGAAGCUAAUGGGGGUGCGGGCUUGAGUGCGGGCGUUACAUUGGAGCAGUUUCAUGAUGUCAUGACGCGCGCGGGAGUUUUCUAG